AUGCCCUUAGAGCCAGAUCGCGAGUCCAUGAGACAGACGUCUGGCCAUCAUCCUGCCACAAACCGUUCAAGCUCACCUCAGACCGAGUAUCAUCACCACCCAGCUGGUCCUCCUCCGUUACAACAACCUCCAAUUGCCCAUGUCUCUCCUACUCUACGAUCCCCCACGACUCCUCGUCAGAAGGACCCUCUCCGACUACAAACCUCCAUAUCCAGCGCAGAGUCGGGAUCCACCCUGGGGGUGGAAUACAAGCCAUACCUACCAUACAAACAAUAUCAGUAUGGCCCGAUAGCGGAGAGCGGCGUGGUCGGUGAGACCAUCGAGAGACACUCGUCCUCGGCCUCACAACACUCUGCUAAGAAAGGCAAUCUGGAGGAACCGCCAAUAAUAGAAGACAACUCGGCCGUAUUCCGAUACAUCCAAGAAAAGUCCGUUGCAGAAGACGUUGCGACAGAGAGUGACCAUGCCCUGUGGAUUCUGAUGUGGAUGUCGUUUCUCGACCCAUUUCAUUGUUUGUUUAGCGCGAUAUUCUCAAUAUUUGCCGUCCUCAUCAUCAUGCUCUUUGCACCACUCAGGCUCUGUCGCAAAGAAUGCUCGCCCAGUAUAUCCCUCGUCCGAAUGGUUGGGCCGGUCUUUCGCAAUCAUCUCCAAAUGAUCUUUGCUCAGUCUCUCGACAAUGCUCAUACCUUUGAGUUCAGUCCGGUCUGCCUGGUCCUUGUCCACAUUGUGUCUCCUUUGAUCAGUGUUGGAAACGCCAUUGCGGCCUGGAUCGUGGCCGUGUUCUGGGUCUUCGCCAUCAUCAUGGGCAACCCGGAUGGAACCGAAAGACGAGAUGACGGGCGCGCCUCGGUGCUUCUUUUGAGGGAUUGGUGGGAGAGGUGUCUCCUGUUCGCUAUACGGAAAUAA
This is a messenger RNA of Fonsecaea multimorphosa CBS 102226, 906 nucleotides long. RefSeq lists its product as uncharacterized. The record is from RefSeq and is a predicted model, not a curated record. NCBI's taxonomy places the organism in Eukaryota, Fungi, Ascomycota, Eurotiomycetes, Chaetothyriales, Herpotrichiellaceae. Bases 1 to 906 code for a protein of 301 amino acids. The transcript has 2 exons.